Cricetulus griseus (Chinese hamster) is the source of this 633-nucleotide messenger RNA. The record is from RefSeq and is a predicted model, not a curated record. Lineage: Eukaryota; Metazoa; Chordata; Mammalia; Rodentia; Cricetidae.
AUGGCUCUGGUGGUGGCCACCUACAUGGCCACAGGUAGGAGCCCAGACACUGGGCAUCCUUGUAGCCUUUUGGUGGCAGCAUGGGCCUUGGAUAUCCUCAUAGAUCCUGGCUGUGGUAGGACCACAGACCCAGAUGUGGCCAUUGGCAGCAGCCUGCGCCCAGACUACACCAUAGCCUCCAGUGCUAGUUAUGUAUCAAAUCCCAUUUGCAAGGGUUGUUUGUCUUGUUCAAAGGACAACGGGUGCAGCCGAUGUCAACAGAAGCUCUUCUUCUUCCUGCGGAGAGAAGGAAUGCUGCAGUAUUGGGAGUGUCUGCAUUCCUGCCCAUCGGGGUACUACGGACAUCGAGCCCCAGAUAUGAACAGAUGUGCAAGAUGCAGAAUAGAAAACUGUGACUCUUGCUUUAGCAAAGACUUUUGUACCAAGUGCAAAGUAGGCUUUUAUUUGCAUAGAGGCCGAUGCUUCGAUGAAUGCCCGGAUGGUUUUGCACCAUUAGAUGAGACCAUGGAAUGUGUAGGGAAGAGAACACCAAAGGCCAAGGAGAAGAGAAACAAGAAGAAGAGGAGGAAGUUGACUGAGCGAGCCCAAGAGCAGCACAGCGUCUUUCUAGCUACAGACAGAGCUAACCAAUAA